AUGCCACCCCUAACCUCAAUGGCGCGCACGCUCGCCGGCAAAACCAUCCUCAUCACCGGCGCCAGCUCCGGUAUCGGCCGCAGCACAGCGUUCGAAUUCGCGCGCACAUCGCCCUCGAAUCUCAAGUUAAUUCUGACGGCAAGACGUGUGGAGAGACUGCAGGAGAUAUGCAAGGCGAUCAGGGAAGAAGUGGGCGAGGGCGUGGAGGUUUGCGUGAAGGGGCUGGAUGUGAGCAGGCCGGAGCAGGUUUCUGGCCUUGUCGACUCGCUGCCGCGGGACUUUCAAGAUAUCGAUGUGCUGGUGAAUAAUGCGGGGUUCAUGUCUGGCGUCGAGCGCCCGCCGGACAUUCCACAGCAAGUCAUCGACGAUGUUUGGGCGACAAAUGUCACAGGCGUGAUCAACAUGACGCAAGCCGUCCUUCCUAUCUUCAAGAAGAGACCGGAUGGCGGAAGGGGCGAUGUUAUUAUGCUGGGCAGUAUUGCGGGAAGGGAACCAUACGUGGGCGGAACACUAUAUUGUGCAAGUAAGACCGCUAUUCGGUCCUUCACCGAUGCGUUGAGGAAGGAGUUGAUAGCGACACGGAUCCGCGUGAUUUCCGUGGAUCCAGGGCAGGUGUUGACGGAAUUCAACGAUAUCCGGUAUCGAUUUGAUCGGGAGAAAGCAGAUGCGGUGUAUGCUGGCUGUAAUCCCCUUAGCCCCGACGAUGUCGCCGAAGUCAUCGUCUUCGCCGCCGGCCGAAGGGAGAACGUCGUACUUGCUGAUACGCUGAUGUUUCCGUCGCAUCAGGCAUCAGCUACUCAUAUCCAUAGAAGAUUGUAA
Trematosphaeria pertusa is the source of this 819-nucleotide messenger RNA. RefSeq names its product NAD(P)-binding protein. The record is from RefSeq and is a predicted model, not a curated record. Gene Ontology annotation, cellular component: cytosol. Gene Ontology annotation, molecular function: oxidoreductase activity. The coding region runs from base 1 to 819 and encodes 272 amino acids. Lineage: Eukaryota; Fungi; Ascomycota; Dothideomycetes; Pleosporales; Trematosphaeriaceae. The transcript is spliced from 6 exons.